UAUAGUUAGAAAGAAUUUUUUCUCAUAGUCGUCGUUCGUUAGCCCUGGUGAAUUUUGUGCAUUAAAUUUAAAGCAUUUAAUUAAUAAAAAAUAAAUUAAAACUUUAUUAAACUGAUAUAUUAACUAUAAAUUUAAAGAAAAUUUCAUGUAACAGUUAAAUAUGAUGUUUACUGUUCUAAACAAAGUUCGUGAGAAUUUCAUAUGAACGAAGAAUAUGAAAUGGCAAAAUUAAGCAAUGUAUAAAAAACUGAAAGGAAAAAAUUUUCAAAGUGUGGUGUUUUAGUGGUAAUAGAAAUUCCAUAAAUUAAAUAAAGAAAAAAAGUUAUCAACUGGAAAACGUAAAUAAAAAUAGCAUAUGUAAUCUUCCUAGAAAGAGUGAAUAAAUUAAAAAUAAUAUUGUAAUAAUGAAUUUUUCAGAUAUUAGUAUGUCUUAAAUAUAAAAAUAAAACAUAAAAGAAGUACAUAUAGAAAAAGAAAACUGCAAAUGUUGCAUGAAAAAAUCGACGUCUGAAAAAAUUAAAUUGUUGAGCACAACGAAGUUAUAAAAGAAGUUAUUAAAAAAAGGAUAAAUGUUUUAAUUUAAUAAUUCUACUUUUUAACGGAAAGACACAAAAUAAGAGUUGAAAUAUACUCCAAUUUUUUCCAUAGGUGUAGUUUGAAGAAAAAAAUAAAAUCGCAACAACGAGGUCGUUUAAUGCAGACUGACUAUUCAUAGGAAAUACAUGAAGAAAAAAGAUUUUGCUGCAUUAUAUGAAAGUUCGAUAAUUUUGCCGGUUAUAUACUGAAAUAAGCAAGCUGUUAAAAAAAGAAGUUAAAAUAGAGUGGUGUCAUUUUGUUGGUUUCUAGAUUGAUUGCUUCAUUAAUUGGUCUUAACGCUUUUGAACAGUUCAAUUUAAUGGCAUUUGUUGAAAAAUCACACCUACUGUCUGCGUCACCGCCGCUGCUGCUGACACCAUCGUUGUUGCUGCUGUCGCUGUGUUCUUUUUUUGUUCACAAAGAUGAACAAUGAAAGUGUUAGAUCGCCCAAAAUUACAACAACAGUUUCAACUACGUCUGCAAAUAAUAAUUACUCCACCGCCAAUACUAGCAACAGUACAACCGCAGCAACGUCAUUUUCAUCAAUAUCAUCAUUGUCAUCUUUGUCAUCAUUAGCACCACUAUCGUACUCAACAUCUGCACAAUUUGACGUAACUGUCAACGCCAUAGCUGCAGUAGUCAAUGCAAGUAACCACUUGCCUGUUACUACGCCCCCAAACGCUGCAGCUGUUGUCGCAGUUGCUGUUUCUUCUUUAGCUGCAGCUAUAAUUCCUGAUACACCUAUUGUGUCGAUUGCUGGUUCGACUUUAAGUGAAAUCACAACAACAACCACAUCUACCAAAACAACACCUACUCCUGUACCCACAAGCAAGGAGUCAGACAGAACUACCAACAACAACAAAAACAACUCUUUGAACAGUAACAGUAAUAAAAACUCCAAUACUAAGGAUUUACAAAAUAGAACACCACCGGCACAUCCAUCAUCGUCAUCAUAUUCAACGUCAAGAGCAUCCGCCAAGGGUUUAAAUCCAAUGUCGAUUGCCAAUUCAUCUGUUACGGGCGCAUUAACAAACGCCUCAACUACGGCAGCCAAUGCUGCUGCAGCUGAAAUUGAAAACAACACGACCAGCACGAAACAGACAAAAGACAAUUCAACCGGCAGUACUGCAAAGGGGACUUCUUCCACAAAUUGCCGACCAUCAGUUACCAAAUCUGAUUCAUUGCCAACAGCAACAGAAUCGAAAUCAAUAACAUCAACAACUUCGUCAAACUCAUCGUCUUCUCAGCCUGUAGUUGUUAAUGCUACCGCUUCUGCAAGCAAAACUGAUGAUAUCAAUGUCACACCUAAUGAAACUAAAUCAAAGGACUUUUUAUCUGAAUCAUGGGAGGAGAGCCGCCUAAAAGAUUGGGAUGACAGUAAACUCAAAGAAUUAUUAGAUGAAGCCUACUCCUACAAGAAUCCCAGAGAUAAAGAAAAUAAAAGUAAAACAUUUUUGCAAUUACUUGAAAAAGCAGAAUAUGAGGAUCAAUCGUAUCCUUUUCGUGUAAACACACGUGGAUCGCGUAAUUUGUCCAGUUCAAUAACGUCCAACAGUUAUCAUCAUUAUCAACAGAACCCACACUACCAUUCGCACAGCCAUAAUCAUAAUCGUUCUCAUCAUCACCAUAAGCAGGGUGGAUCCUUGCAAGAUCUCUUUGAAAUCGGUUUACAUGAAUCACAGUUGGAUUGUGAUCAAACAUUUGGUAUUGGCAUUAGUGGCAAUCAGCGCACACGACGACAAAACCACAACUCACGACAGAAAAAAUACUCUUCGUCUGUGUCAUCGCGACAACGUGAAGGUGGUAGUUUGCCAAGCAACGUUAAUGUAACCCAUCAAUUGAGUGUAGGCGGUAGUGGUGGUGGUGUCAUCAACGAUAUUGGUUUAAUGCAGCAAGAGGGUGGAACGCCAGGAUCUGCAACAUCAUCGAAUACAGGCAAAGUAAAUAAAAAAGAACAAAGGCGCAACGCUUUGAAAGCUGCACCUACAACUGCGACCGUUAGUACAGAAUUGAAAGAGAACAACAACUCUUCAAGUGGUGUUGUUGGAGAAUCUGUUAAUAUUAGCGAGAAUACAACAACUACCACAAAUUCAGCAUACACUGCUAGUUGCGGAGAUUUUAUUAUCGACAUGGGAGAGCCCAUGAUGGAUAUACAACAACAACAGAAAAUACUACAAUGCAAGGGUCAAGAUGCAGCAACACAGGGACAUCCAUUUUACGAACGUUUGGCUAAUAAUGACAAACGUAUACCGAGAGCCAAUAUCGGUUCAAAGAAGGGUACUAAUUUUGCUCCGACUACUUCGCAGGUUUAUGUCGAUGAAACUGUAUGUUUCAAUGUGUUGGAACAAAAUGGUGGUACAAACAAUGGACCAACAUCAUCACAAAUCGAUGCGAAAUUUUUACCUUUAGAUGAAAACUACAAAUCCUGCAAAUCGGUUUUAGGAAGCAAUGGUGAUAAGUCUCCAGAAAUGCUUGCCAAGUCAAAUUCGAUUUAUACAAAAAUUUCCUCACCUGCCUCUGCUGGUUCUGCAGUUUUGACUGGAACCACAAACAAUAUUACAACAUUGACACAACGUCAACUUGAUGAGAAUGGCAAUGCUCUCAGUGAAUUAUAUCAGAAUUCAACUGGUGCUGGUUCUGGCUCGGGGGCAACUAUACAAAUAAAUGCUGUCUCGCCCACAGCUGCCAAUGCGUCCGCCGCUUUACUGAAUUCUUGCGGCAAUGUGUCGACCUCGGCCACGGUGACAAUAUCGCCGCAUACCGCAUCAACCACAGUCUCAACAUCGGCUACAGUUACUACAACAUUUACCUCUGGACCUUCGCAGGCGAAGGCAAAGGCAAAGAAAAAGUCGCAACAGGAACGUAAUACAACAACUGUAGAUGUCGAAUCUGUAGCCGGUUAUCGGGGAAAGGACCCAGUUGAAGAAUUGGUCAAAUAUAUCGAAAGUAGUGGCGAGGACAAACAAGCUGGAUCUGGCUCCAAGUCGGGUGAUAAGAAAAAGGAACGUAAGAAGGACAAGGAAAAGCACCAGAAACUUAAGAAAAGCAAUUCUCUGGAAGAAUUACGCAGCGGUGCUAAAAUGGAAGUGCAUGAACUGAAAAGAACUGCAGCCACAACUGAAAGUAGUGCUGUACUAGUACGACAGAAAAGUGGUGGUGGUGGCAAACAGAAUAAAAAUAAUUCAUCUUCUACGGCCGAUAUCAACAAAAAUUUGGAGGGCAAAAACGCAACACAAACAACAACAAAUUCCCGUAAAUCAGAACGAAGAUCGUGGGGAAAUGAAGACCUUAAGUAUUUGGAAGACCAACCGAAUGCAAAUUUAACAAAUGAAGAGAAAACAACCAUUACAGCAGCUAAAGAACGUAAAAAUAAAGUUGCUGCUGGUGGUGGUUGUUUGUCUACUACUUCGAAGGAAGAAAAGGAAAUUAAAGACAAAACAAACGAACGUAAUGAACGUAAUUUGGUCAAUAACGUUACAUCUACAAUACAAUGUGAAAAAUCUGAUAAACCAGAAAAAAUGGAAAAGGUAGAGAAAUUGGAUAAAUGUGAAAAAAGUGAAAAUAAAUUGGAUAAAUCGGAAAAACGCAAGAAAGAUAUUCCACCAAAUGCUGUUACUGUGGUCGAUAUUCUAGCCAUAGAAUCAGUACUACCAGAAACUGCCGAAUUUCAUGUGGUCACCAAAAAGAAAAAACCCAAAAAACAAAAGGUUAUCAAUAAUCUAGAAGAAACUACCGUCACUUUUAAUCGUACGCACAACUUUACCAUGCAAAAAACAUCAACAUUCAAUCAACAACAGCAACAAAUGACUGUUCGUUACAAAUAUUAUCACCAUGAUAAUUCAUCUAACACUGGCAUUUCAAAUACAAAUUCAAAUACCAGCAGUCAAAUUAAUCAUCAGCAGCCAUCGUCACAACAGCAGCAGCAAUCAAGCAAUUUUAACUCGAAUGUUGUUGGUGCAACCAAUUCUCACCACCAUCAUCAUCAGCAGCAUCAAAAUCAGCAACAACAACAGCAACAUAAUUCAACUGAAACUUAUACUAAUACUACAGAUAAGUCUAGACGUAAAUCAACUUCAUCCGUGCCACCUUCAGAAAAAUCUGAUUCAAGUGAUCUCGAUUCGGUUCAUUCAUUACCAAUUGAAUCAUCCAACAAAGCUAAUAAUAAUAAUAAUAAUGCUGUAGCAACUACAACUUCAAAUACGACCAAGGGAGCAGGAAAUUCGCAGCAAAGAUCGAAAGGUGCUAAAAACAACAAUAAUACAGUUUUGGGAAAUAAUAACUCAACCCCCUCGGGCAAAAAUCACAAUAAUUCACCGGCUCCAAUUUCGUAUGCUGACAUUGCAAGAACUAAUAAAGAAAUUGCUGAUGCUGCUGCCGCAUCUGCUUCUGGCAUUUUAAUAAAUAAUAAUGAAAUUUCCACUGAAUGCAGAAAUGUUGACGCCAUAGUAUAUAAUGCAAUAACAGCAACAACAGAAUCACUAAACACCGAUGAUAAGCCGACGGCUGUUGUCAAUACCACGACAACAACAGCAGUCACAGCAUGUGCAAGUGCAGCUACAGCUACAAAGUCACACAAAAUGAAAAAAUCCCAGAUCAAACAAGAUUUCCCUGAAUUAUCAGGCACUUCAGCCGUUGCUUUCACCGACGACAAGAUUCCUAGUUCGAAUGUUAAUCAUAAGACUAUAACAUAUUCUCAAAGUUUAACAGCUGUAACAAAUCCUACACAAAAUAUUAUCUCAACCCAAAGUCAUGGAAGUGCUGCUGCUGGCUGUGGUGGUUUUAGUUCGGCCAGCGAUUCUUCGCCAUCCUCUUCCUCUGACGUUAAUACCAAAGCCUCGCCAACGGACCAGCAUAAAAACUUAAUUGUACAUCAACAUGCCAAUAUUCCUCCACUGCAAUAUCCACAACAGCAGAUUUUGCAAAAAUCCAAAAGUGUUGAAAUCGAUUCCAUUACUACUUCCACGAAUUCUUCGUCGUCGUCUUCGUCUUCUUCAGCCAUUUAUAUGGCUUCGUUGAAUAGUAACAAUUUAGAUCAGCAAUAUCCUGCCCUGGAGAAAACAGUCAAACGUCAUAGUUCAGCAAAUGUAACAAUGAUUGGAAUGGCGACAAACACGUCCAGCCAAACGCCAUUCAAUUUUGCGGCAGCUGCUAAGCAACAAAUUGCAACAAAUGUUUCAGAACAGCAUAAUAUCAAUUCAAAUAAAAACUCAGCCUUAACUACCUCAAAUACUAACAACAACAACACAAUUCAAGCGGCAUUAUUAAUCAGCACUAGCUCUAACACAAGCGCCAACAGCAACAAUGGAAGCACCACUAGCAACAUUAAUAAAAAAUCCAAAGAAAAAAGUCCACCACUUUCAUCGACAAUUAAUUUCAUAGCACAACCAACAAUACAACCAGAUAAUAAUGCGGUUAAUGCAAACGCCACUACGACUACAACAACAGCGCCAUCGACAUUAAAUCCCAAAAAAUAUAAAAAAGAACGACAACAACAGCAUCAACUACAACAAAGUUCGGUAGACAGCUCUCAGUCAAAACAAAACCAAAACAAUAGCAACAGCAAUACUGUUUCUAAUAAAAAACCAUUGAAAGCACAAUUGAAGUUUUCAAACUCAUUGCCCCUACCACCAGCAUUGUCAACUGCUGGUGGUAGUGGUGGAGCCACAACUACGACGUCAGUUAAUCGUCCUGCUGUUAUCAUACUUAACGAUGAUCGCAACCCUGAUAGCUGUACUGCAGACAAUCAAUUCACAUUUGGCGAUUUCAAUGAAGAAGAAUUGAAAUUGUUUGACGAUGACAGCAAUUCUACUGCUGCAACUACAGCUGAUAGCAUCGAUAUUAAUGCGAAUCAAAUGCAGGAGGAGCUGGAGAAACAUCAGCAAACAUCAGGUAAUAGUGAUAGCGCCACUAUGAAAUCACCACAAUCCACAACGUAUUUUAAUGAUUCCGGAGCCUCUUGUGGCAAUGACAUUGUGAAUAAUUCAACUUCUGAUAUGUUAUUAAGUUCAAGCAUCGAUGCGUCGUCCCCCAACACAUCAUUUGUUGCCAACAGUCACGGCAAUAAUGGUGGCGGAGCUGUUCACAUGCCCGCGCCUAGUAACAAUCAAUCCAGUGAUAGUGGUAUUUACACCGACAAAACAAAGUCAUCCAAUAUCAGUUGCAGCAGCAGCAGUAGUACUGGCGCAGCUGUCAGCAAUGUUGUUUCUACAAAGCAAAAACAAAAGGAACAAAUGUCGCCGACCAAGGAGGAAAAUAAAUUAAACACUUUCCUCUCAAAUACCAGGUGUGCAAGUGUCCAUACAUCAAUGGAUAACUUAGACCCACCACUACCACCGCCACAACAAUUAGAGACAUGCAAUGAUAUUGAGACUGCUAUUAUUGCAGCAGCUCGUGCGGCUGCUAAACAACACCGCAACCAACAAGCCCCGCACCACAACCAGCAGCAACAACAACAAUACAAAAAUUCAAAUACUUCGUCAAAUUCUAGUUCCUUCUCAUCAUCUUCACUUUCAUCAACAACAACAUCAUCAUCCACAUACCAACCGCAACACCACCAUCAACAUCAACAUCAACACCAACACCACAACAGUAAUAUUAAUAGUAAUAAUAAAAAUUAUCAAAACCAACACGGCAGUGGCGGCAAUACCAUGUCAUAUCAUCAUCAGUCACAACAUCCACAAUACGAUGAGGAUUAUGAUGAUAACGAUGAUGAUUCCUUUGCCAAUACACCACGAAGCCGCAGUCCUAGUCGCCCAAGACGUAUUUCCAUUGCAGGCGGUACAGUGGCCAACAAAGAGUUCGACAUUCAUUUUAUACCGCCCACAACAAUGCCAACAGCAUUUAGUACGCAACAACAUAAUGACAUCAUUAUAGAUUUUAUUGGUUCUGCAUGGGAAGAAGUCGCGAAUAGCAAAGUUACAAAGGUCUACGAUGGACAAUAAAUUUAUUAAAUAAAUAUGCUGCAGCAGCAUUAUUACUAGUAUUGUAAUUCAUUUUUCCUCCAUCUCAAUGUCAUCCUGUUUUUGUAAUCGCUAUGUUUGGACUUUAAAACAGCCUCCUAACAACAAAAACAAAGCAAUUUAACCAACCAACCAACAAACAAACAAAAAAAGAAAUAAUCAUUUUUAUCAAAAGAACCGUAAACAUUUUUUUUACGAAUUUUGUGUACUUUAGGCAACAAAACAGACAACGCAGUCAGUUGUAGUCUGUUUAAUAAUGUAUAAAGAAAGCAGCAGAGCACAGGAACAAAAAACGAGGAAAAAGCAUUAACAUUAAAAGCAACAAGCGUAUGUAUAAUUUUAUUAUUAAAUAGUAUUAGAAUAAACAAAAUUAAAAAUGAAAAAAAGAACAUAAAGAAAUUAUAAUAAAAUUAAAUAUUGAAAACAAAAACAAGAAUUAAACUAAAUAAACUAAGAAAGAAAUAGAAGAUUAUAGAGCUGAGACACAAGAAUUAGUUAUAAAAACGUAUUUUUUUUUUGUUUAUUUUUCUCAUAACUUUUUCUUUUUAAUUUUACAACUUAUUUUAUUUAAAUUAAUAAAAAAAUAAUCCAUUUUAUAUUUUAAUGUUAUUAAAUUCGGAUGCAGUCAUGAAAUAAAAGAAAAAAAAAGAAAUAAA
Calliphora vicina (urban bluebottle blowfly) is the source of this 8191-nucleotide messenger RNA. It is a transcript of the gene tyf, whose product is annotated as twenty-four. NCBI's taxonomy places the organism in Eukaryota, Metazoa, Arthropoda, Insecta, Diptera, Calliphoridae. The record is from RefSeq and is a predicted model, not a curated record. The coding region runs from base 999 to 7517 and encodes 2172 amino acids. The transcript has 7 exons.